This is a messenger RNA of Meloidogyne enterolobii, 804 nucleotides long. NCBI's taxonomy places the organism in Eukaryota, Metazoa, Nematoda, Chromadorea, Rhabditida, Meloidogynidae. The record is from the annotation of a GenBank genome assembly.
AUGAUAAAAAACAAAAUUGGUUUACUCGUCAACAAUCGCUUCCGAAUUAUGCAAAGUAUUGCUUCUGGUUCAUAUGGUGAAAUUUUUGCAGCAGAGGAUUUGCACAGUCCUGGAGUUAAAAAACAAAGAGUUGCUGUUUACAAAUCCGUUCUUUAUGAAGAUGGAAAUGGAAAAGUGGAAGGUUUUCCUCAAGUUUAUUGUUAUGACCACGAAUUUGGACAUAACACGAUUGUAUCACUUGGUGAGCAGAUGAUUCACAGAAUAAGGCAUCUACACCAACGCGGAUUUAUCCAUCGAGAUAUUAAACCAGAAAAUUUUCUGAUGGGAUUGCCUCCUGGAAAAGAAAGCACUCUUUAUUUAAUCGACUUUGGUUUGGCGAGAAGAUAUCGAUUUCGUGAAGGUGAGAACAGAACAUUGACUCAUAUCCCUUUUCGUCGUGGUCGUAGUUUUAUUGGCACAGCAAAAUAUGCAAGUUUAAACAGUCACAAAAAUAUUGAAUUGAGUCGAAGAGAUGACCUUGAAAGUUUGGCCUAUGUUCUCAUAGAACUUGUUAAUGGGCAUUUACCUUGGAAGAAUAUUUCAAAAAGAAAUGCAACUACAAGACAUCAAGCUAGCCAAAGAAUUAGACAAUUAAAAGAACAAACAAGUUGGGAAGAAUUUUGUCCGUGUUUGGCAAAAUUUAUUCGUUAUUGCCGUGAAAUUCAUUUUGGAGAUGAGGUUAUUUUUAAUGAUAAGGUUUUUAAAAUUAAGCUAAUUUUUAGCCUAAUUAUGAUAAAUUACUCGACAUGUUACAAUCAGUUCUAA